Messenger RNA from Mus musculus (house mouse), 468 nucleotides. RefSeq names its product ribosomal protein lateral stalk subunit P1 (gene Rplp1). Gene Ontology annotation, molecular function: structural constituent of ribosome. Lineage: Eukaryota; Metazoa; Chordata; Mammalia; Rodentia; Muridae. The coding region runs from base 83 to 427 and encodes 114 amino acids. The record is from RefSeq and is marked provisional. The transcript is spliced from 3 exons. Gene Ontology annotation, biological process: translational elongation; regulation of translation. Gene Ontology annotation, cellular component: ribosome; cytosolic large ribosomal subunit.
GUCCUUCCGAGGAAGCUAAGGCCGCGUUGGGGUGAGGCCCUCACUUCAUCCGGCGACUAGCACCGUGCCGGCAGUCUACAGCAUGGCUUCCGUCUCCGAGCUCGCUUGCAUCUACUCCGCCCUCAUCCUGCACGACGACGAGGUGACGGUCACGGAGGAUAAGAUCAAUGCCCUCAUUAAAGCAGCUGGUGUCAGCGUCGAACCUUUCUGGCCUGGCUUGUUUGCCAAGGCUCUGGCCAAUGUCAACAUUGGGAGCCUCAUCUGCAAUGUAGGGGCUGGUGGGCCCGCUCCAGCAGCUGGAGCUGCGCCUGCUGGUGGUGCUGCUCCAUCCACUGCCGCCGCCCCAGCUGAGGAGAAGAAAGUGGAGGCAAAGAAGGAAGAGUCCGAGGAGUCUGAAGAUGACAUGGGCUUCGGUCUUUUUGACUAAACUGCUUUUGUUAAGUUGGCUAAUAAAGAGCUGAACCUGUA